Messenger RNA from Nannizzia gypsea CBS 118893, 657 nucleotides. RefSeq lists its product as hypothetical. Lineage: Eukaryota; Fungi; Ascomycota; Eurotiomycetes; Onygenales; Arthrodermataceae. Bases 1 to 657 code for a protein of 218 amino acids. The record is from RefSeq and is a predicted model, not a curated record. The transcript is spliced from 4 exons.
AUGUCGAUUGCUCCUAGAUCACUGGUGUCGAGCAAAGGGGUGGGAUGUGCGCAAAGCCGGCUUAGCAUAGCCUCACGCAUACAUAUUGAAACGGCACAGUCACCUCUUUUAUCCUUCAGUCGCAAAAUCUCUACUGCGCUACCAAGCUCGCAGUCUCUCCGCCAUACCUCUACUAUCCAACAACUGCCAUAUAUAUCAGCUUUCCGCUUUCUCUCGCACACCACACGGUCUGCGACCGGAGUAGCAUCCCGUUCCUUUACCACCUCGAGUCGCAAUGCGGCCUCUUCGCCCCCUACUGAGCCUGCCGGAGAAGAAUAUGUCAACCCGUACAAGGCAAAGAGGAAAUGGCCACCGGACAUGAGCAAGUUAUCGCCAAAACAACAGUUCAGAUUAGAGCGCAAGUACAGACGCCGCUCGAAACAAAAAUGGGCAAGACCUACGUGGACAAAGUGGACAAAGUUAGUCCAAUGGGGGUUAAUUGGAUUUGUUUUGGUAUAUGCGGUCUUGUUCAUGGAAAUGAAGGAUUCAGGCCCCAAUCCAUUCCAAGGAUUCCGAGACUAUGUCAAGGGGCUUCUCGAUGAUUCAGUAUUAGCAGGACGUCGGCCCGCGCUUCGAAAUGAAUCUACCUCCCCUGCUGGGAAGACCGAAAGCCAGUAA